AUAUCGAUAUAUAGCACUAAACAGUGAGCUUUGGUCAUCGUUUUGCACUUUUAUUAUUAUUUUUCUUUAUCGUGUGGAAAAUCGGCGACCACAGGGCUACUGUCGCUCCUCGAAGGCUCGAAGUCUAAGGAUACGAUUUGGGUUUGUGUUUGGGAGAUUAGCUUCAGUUUCAUCAGGAGCAGCGCCGAAAAGAUUACAAGUCUGAUCAACGUACUUGAGUAUGAUACUAAGCGGAUGCUCCCCGCUCUCUGGGAGCGUUGUAAUGAAUUAUAAGAAAUGUAACACCAGGUCUUCUUACUCAGCUUCUACCAGUGUUCCUUGUUUGCCUGCCAAAGUUCCAUCCUCUAGCAUUAGGAGUUCAUGGGGACCUCGUCAAUUAAAAUCCUUAUCUUUUGGAGGACCUGCACAUCUGCAUAUUUCUGCUGCAUCAAUGCCACUUUUAAGUGGUGAUCAAGGUGGCUUGUCAAAUCGAAAACUCAUGCUAACCAGGCGGCGGAGAUCUUUUAUUUCCCCAAGAGCAGCAUCGAAGGAUGUUCCUUACAGUUUCCGGAAUCCUGCCGCAAUGGCGGAGAGGCCAAGAUGGUGGUGGAGGACUUUAGCGUGCCUACCCUAUUUAAUGCCCCUCCAUGAGCCAUGGAUGUUUCGUGAGACGGCAUAUCGUCUCCACCCAUUUUUUGAGAACAUAGAAUGCUUUACAUACCGUUUCAGGCUUGCUCUUUGUAGUUUUCCGAGCUGGUUUACAAUGGCAUAUUUCUUUGCUACAUAUUUUGGAGUGGUGAAGAACAAGGAAUGGCCCCAGUUCUUUAGGUUUCAUGUGACGAUGGGCAUGCUACUGGAGAUCGUCUUGCAGGUGAUGUGGACUGUAAGCAAUUGGAUGCCAGUCGCUGUAUAUUUUCCUAAGAUUGGUAUGCAUUAUUGGUCUGCUGUCACUUUUGUUUACCUUUUCACGGUUCUGGAGUGCCUGAGGUGCGCACUUUCUGGGAUGUAUGCACACAAAAUUCCGUUUGUGUGUGAUGCUGCAUAUAUGCAGGUUGAGGAUACGUUAUAUUAGGAGUGGCAGAUGAUUCUUGUGUUGAUCAUGCAACCGAAUCGGCCGGUCUUCUCCUUGCACUUGCAACAAUAUUACGAGAUCUUAUGAUACCCUACGAAGAUGAACGAUCCAUUCGAAAGUGGUAAUUCCCAUGAAUUCUCUCUGAAGAAAUUAUAGAUUAUUAUAAUUUUAUUUUAUUUUAUUUUUUUUGGGCGUAAAUUUGAUAUGGUGAUCUAUAUGACUUAUAAAGAAUUUUAGUUUUCAUAGUAGGACUUUUGUUUCCAAUAAGGUAGGCAUCUGUAUGUAAUUUGAGAGUAGGAUGCAUUAUUUGAUUUUAACAAUCAUGUUGCCGUGUGUGCUUUCUUUUUCUUGCAAGUGAGAGUGUUUUAAUAUAUAUAUAUUUUUUGAAGUUGA
Molecule: messenger RNA, 1444 nt
Organism: Cornus florida
Lineage: Eukaryota; Viridiplantae; Streptophyta; Magnoliopsida; Cornales; Cornaceae
Product: protein TIC 20-I, chloroplastic-like
Exons: 4
Coding region: 221-1051 (276 amino acids)
Source: RefSeq, a predicted model, not a curated record